Messenger RNA from Ilex paraguariensis (yerba mate), 432 nucleotides. The record is from the annotation of a GenBank genome assembly. Lineage: Eukaryota; Viridiplantae; Streptophyta; Magnoliopsida; Aquifoliales; Aquifoliaceae.
AUGGUUGCUCCAAAACGAUACAAGUCCGAAAUGUUGUCUUCGUCUCCGGUGACGCUGUCAAAGAUGCGCUUGAUCUCGAAAAGCCGAAACGCAACCGUUGAAUCAAACGGCACCCAUUUCGGCGGGACUGUGAAGUCCUCCGGCGUCGUCCGAGCAUCUUCAGUGCCCUUUAGAACCGGUACAGGGCCGAUAAAGGCCAAAAAAGCUGCAGUGAAGAUGCUGAAGAAAAUACUGGAAAUAUUGAGUUCAACUGCGAUAGAACCCACACCAGUAGGGUGCAAAAUCUAUAGAACACACAGUCAGGAGAAGAAGUUUUUAAGAACUGCAUCAUGGGUUCUUGAGGCCAUCGUAGGCGAUCUUGAGGUGAUAAAUUUGGAGGCAGUUUUGGAAGACGAUCAACGUUCUAGGAGUGAAACAGAAGAGAUUUUGUGA